GACGUCACUGCAGACAUGGCGGUUACCGUGUAGACGAGAUGCUGCUUUGUCUGCGCAGAAUUGCGCAGCUAAAUGAAAGAACAGGUUUACUCCUACUUGUUUGAAUAACCACCUACAAAAACCACUGCACGCCUGUCUUAAACGCACCAAGAAACGCUCUUCUUUUGAGGAAAAUACAACUCGAUUAGUGUUUGUUUGGCUUGCUUCUAUUGUUAAACGACGGGUUGUGAGCGGUCUGCGAAAGGAGCUGUGACGUUAUAUCCGGGAUACGCCACUCGAACUCGGCAGCCAAUGGAAGGAAUUGGUCGGUUUAAAUGUCCGAAGCCCGGAGUCGAGCUUCAACUGAUUCGAGCUUACCUGUUCUGACUUGAACGGACCGGACCGACCGACUGACAGUAUGGGGACCCAGAAAGAGAGAGCUCCUUCAGAAUGGCUGCAAAUGGCCAACAACCUACUGAGCAAAUGUUGCAUAAAUCUGAAGUUGAGAACCAUCCGAGACUGCAGUGCUAGUGUAUUUGUUGCACUCUAUGAAGCAAUUUUAGGAGAACCGGUCCCUGAUUACAUUGCUGCUCCUAGAAGUCAGGAAGAUGACUCCCACAAUGUGCAGUCUGUGAUUGACUCCCUUGCACUGGACUACCUGCAGAUCAGUUUAUCACACAUCACAGGAGAGAACAUUGUUCGGGGAGACAAAGAGUCUAUUAGGAACUUGCUUGAGAUUUUUGAUGGCUUGCUGGAGUACUUAACAGAGGAGAUCAGUGAUGCUUCCUCUGAAGAAGAAGAGGGGGAGAGAAAGGAGAAAGAACACAACAGGGAUAAACCCCCAGAGGAAAAAGAAUUGCAAGGAGAGCUACAAACAAAAGGACCAACCCUCUCAAACUCCCCUUUGCAAUGUUCAGAUGAGGAUGGAUCAGACUCCACCGGUGAGCUGAUUAAACUAGGUGACACUGCUGCUAGAGUAAACCGAAGCAUUGGAGUGACACCUUGUCCCAGAGUGGGCAGGUGGGUGGAGGAGAAUGAUGAUGAGAACAGGCCCUCUACCUCUGGCCUAGGUGCUGUAAAGGCACGAGUGGAUGGCAUGGUCUCAUCUAACCAGCUGGAGACCUGCAGCACUACACAGUCCAGAGUCAAGCAUGCUGACAGGCCAGUUUGUCAGGCCAUACCUUUGCAACCUCCAUACCAGCCUACCCAAACCAGAGCAGAGCCUUUGGCGGACCAUAUGUUACGAGGACCAAAGCAGACCAAUUCGGCCUUCUUGUAUGAGCACAGAAGCACUUUACCGGAUCAAACUAUUCCUGAAAUGCAAAGAUCCUUGUCUCCUCCAGUAUAUGCCAAUGAGGGCCCUUCAGCUUCUUUUCCAGCUCAUGAGGAGACAAAAAGAAGCCAGUUGAAGGAGCAGGAUGCUAGUCCGCCAGUAAAGAGUUGUCCUCAUAGUGCCUUCAAAAGAGUGGCCUUUCGCUCACAACCCGAAGUUCGACUGAUGAGUUUAAGCCGUGGCACCAGGAGUUAUGACGGGUGGCAGGAAGAUGACCCGGCGGACUCUGAUGAGAGAUCUCCAAUAGACCUGACAUCCUCUUUUCAAGACGAACCAUUGUCACGGAGGCGUGCCAUGAACAGGCGAGCUGAAAGAGAACUUCAAGAGAUGUCUGAGAAGCUUUCACGCAGACUGGAGGAGCUGGAUCUGAUGCUGAAGGUGGCACUACAGGGAAAAUCUAAGCCAACUGGCGUAGCAGAUGAGGAUUUGUUAUCUCACCACAGUGACAGCGCCAUGGAGUGCAAACAGAGGAAGUGGGGCUCUGCAGCACCAGAGACUAGUAAACUGGCACGAACCCGCUCCCUCUCCCCAUCACCACCCCGUGCGUGUCGCAGCCUAUACUCAGAAUUCGAAGAUGUGCUAGGGCAAGAUGAAAAUGAGAGGAGAAAAGGCAAGGACCAGAAUGUGAGGCAGAGGAAGGACUUGAACAGACCAUGUAAGCAACUCUCGGCAAAGCAGCCAGUCCAAGCCAAGAAACCUGUCCCCAUGAAGAUCAAAGACCACAAUCUUCUCCCACUGCUGCUAGAGGAGUUCCCUCAUCUUCAAGUGUCUCACCCAACACUAAAAAGGAUGUGGCAACAGCAGUUCAGGCAGAUAGAGCAGCUCUCGAGCCCCUCGAAUGACUACAGGAGCAGAGUUAAGCUCAUCAGUGAGGUGGAUGAUGCACAACGAAAACAUGAUCUUCUGGCAGCAAUUAUCCGAAAAGAAAAGGAGCACAAUCAGAGGCUGAAAGAUUUUAAACAGCGCAUCCAAGAGCAGAAGAUGGCCAAAAGACAAGUGAGGGAUCACAGGCAACAGGUUGCACGGGCAAGGAAAUACUACAGUGAUUACCACGUCCAGCUGCGUGCCAAAAUGCUGAGAGCGAGAACACAUGAAGAGAGAAUAUUCAAGAACUUGUUCGAGGAGGGCUUAAAAGUGCAGAAGCAACAGCUACUGGAGUUGCGUUCCAAUGCCAAGCAGCAACGGGAUGAACAGUGGAGACAGCACCAAGAUCAGAUGGAGUCGAUGGAGAACUACUACAAGAGCCAGUUUUCUCUAAUGGCUGAAAUGCUGGCCCAGGAGCGAGAGGACAUCCAGGUGCGAAGGAAAGCCCAGGAGAAGGCGCUUCAAAAAAUGAAGAAGGAGCUGCGCGAUAAGAUGAAAGAGGAAAUUGAUCAGCUGCAGCGCGUCAUCGUCCAGAACGAUGAGGAUGACUACUUCCGCAAAUUGGAGGCAGAGCGGCUGAGGCAGCGAUUGCACAUGGCUUCUUUCCAGUACAGUGCAGGCCACCUGCCUUGAUGCCGACGAUGAUGUAAACUAAUCACUUACCUUUCUAAUGUCUUAAUAGAAUCAGGGUUUUAACUUAUUUAUUAAAUCGUGUGUCGCAGCUAAUAAUGACAUUAAAGACGUGUAGACACUGUGAAGGUGCAAACAGUUUAUUGCUCAUCUGAUGCAUCUGGUACAUGAAAGUAAACAAGAGUGGGAAUGUGGACAGCGAAACACACAAAUAAAUACAGAGAAGGAAAUAAAAAUAAA
Molecule: messenger RNA, 3046 nt
Organism: Erpetoichthys calabaricus (reedfish)
Lineage: Eukaryota; Metazoa; Chordata; Cladistia; Polypteriformes; Polypteridae
Product: centrosomal protein of 95 kDa-like
Exons: 21
Coding region: 398-2809 (803 amino acids)
Cellular component (GO): centrosome; spindle pole
Source: RefSeq, a predicted model, not a curated record